UUAAAAAAGUAUUCAAACCAUAUUACAGAGGUGUUGUAAGAAGAUUGUUACCAUAUAAAAGCCACUCGGACCACCACCUCAGGAAGAGAGGUUCAAGUGACAAGCUACAGAGUGCAGUGUUAGGAGAAUAUUGGAAAGACCAGAAGUUGAUAUAGUAGAUAUAGCCAUGAUGAAAACUAGAAGUUGCGAUUUCCUUCUAUUAGUUGUUCUUUGGUUGGUAAUUUCUAGUAGUCAAGGGUGGUUAGCUGGAAGUCAAAACAGUUCUGGUCCUUCUCCAGCUCCCUAUCAUGGCUUCUUCAAGCCACAUGGGAUAAUUUUCAGCAUUUUGGAUUUUGGAGCUAAAGGAGGUGGAGUCUUAGAUGAUUCCAAGGCACUUCUAGCAGCAUGGAAGGCAGCUUGUAUAGUCCCCGAGGCAACCAUAGAGAUCCCAGCAAUGUUCAAUUUUCUAAUAAAACCAGUUACUCUUCAAGGCCCUUGCAAGUCUGACUUGGUUCUCAAGAUAGAUGGAACCCUCUUGGCACCUACAAGCACUGCUUGGUCAAUAUCUGCUCGCCACCAAUGGCUGAACUUAAAAUGGCUAAGCAGUUUUACAAUCCAAGGAAGUGGAUCUCUAAAUGGGCAAGGCUCUUCAUGGUGGAGUCACUCUGAAAAAACUAUGGUCAGUGACUCUCUGAAGAUCAAUAUCAAGAUUUUGAGAUUCUACCAGAGCUGUGAUGUAGUGGUUCGUGACAUUCAAAUCAUCAACAGCCCACUUUGUCACCUUAAAUUUGACGACUCAAGGAGGGUUAAGGUGAUGAAUAUCACGAUCUCCACACCACAAGCUAGCCCGAACACUGAUGGUAUUCACCUACAGAACACUACAGAUGUAGAGAUAAAGAACUCCAACAUUGGAUGUGGCGAUGAUUGUGUUUCCAUUCAGACGGGGUGCUCAAAUAUUCACUUACACCACCUAGAAUGCAGUCCAAGCCAUGGAAUCAGCAUAGGAGGUUUGGGGAAGGGUAACAGCUUGGCUUGCGUCUCUAAUGUCUAUGCUAAUAGUAUCAAUAUUCAAAAUGCACUAUCUGGAGUCAGGAUCAAAACUUGGCAGGGAGGAUUUGGGUCAGUCAAGAAUGUAACAUUCUCCAAAAUUCAAGUCUCUGAUGUUCAAAUACCAAUUGUGAUUGAUCAAUACUACUGUCACAAGAAAUCAUGCAAGAAUAAAACUGAUGCAGUAGCCAUCUCAGAUAUCUUAUACGAGGGAGUUGUAGGAAAUUACACAUAUCAACCAAUGAGGCUUGCUUGCAGUGAUAAUGUUCCAUGCACUGGUGUCAACCUAAUUGAUAUCCAACUUUCCCCAGCUUCGGUUGAGAGUGAUCACAGGCAGGCUUUGUGCUGGAAUUCUUAUGGAAAGGCCCUCGCUCCUCUCAAGCCCUCAAGCAUUAAAUGCUUGCAAAAGAAUGAUAGGCAGUUAAGUCCCUUCACCAAACCACACAUCUAUCUUUGUUAAGAAAGGGUAAAGGUAAAGAUUGGCAAAAGAAAUUCCAUAUCAAUUGGUAGAAUUACCUGAUAACUUGCUUCCCUUUUGAAUUUUGUCAAUAAAAGAAGGUGGCAUCAACUUUGUUUGGUCCAUGCUUGAGAUUUUUGAACAUUAAGAAGGUGCAGUUAGGCUUCAUGGCUUCAAACUCAACUAUCUGGUAGUUUUGCAUGAAUGUAAUGGGUUAUGAUUUUGCUGAAUAAAGUGCUCUAGCACACACUUUUUUUCUGAAAAAAAUUACAAAUAGCCAAAACUUCAGGC
Dendrobium catenatum is the source of this 1774-nucleotide messenger RNA. Its product is annotated as polygalacturonase At1g48100. Gene Ontology annotation, biological process: carbohydrate metabolic process. Bases 167 to 1486 code for a protein of 439 amino acids. NCBI's taxonomy places the organism in Eukaryota, Viridiplantae, Streptophyta, Magnoliopsida, Asparagales, Orchidaceae. Gene Ontology annotation, molecular function: polygalacturonase activity. The transcript is spliced from 7 exons. The record is from RefSeq and is a predicted model, not a curated record.